UCACGCGUCACCGCUUGUUUGUCUUCCGUCCUGCUUUGACGUGUUUAGCUCCGUCCCGACUGGCGUUAUUAGCAGUUCUUACCGGCGCAGGGAGCGUUAUAACCAGCGGUUCCGACCCGAACAUGUCCGAGGGGCGGCUGAGGAGGAGUUAAUGGUCAUAGUGAGGGUUUUCAGCGGGUGUCAGGAUGAACUGGAUUUUCCCGCUGUCUAAGGGCUCGGGAGCGAUUCCGCCUCUCAACAGUCUGCAGAAACAGAAGCAGCGGCAGAUCGAGUCGCUUAAAGCCGCGCAUCCGACCAUCGCCGAAAUCCAGAAAGAUGUGGAGUACCGGAUUCCUUUCACCGUCAACAACUCGACCAUCAGCGUCAACAUAUUGCUUCCACCACAGUUCCCUCAGGAGAAGCCGGUCGUCACUGUGUAUCCUCCCGUCGGUCAUCACGUAGUGGACGGGAACAACGGCACCGUGGUCACCAGCCCCCUCAUCGCCAACUUCGGGAUGCAUUCGGACCUCGGGAAGGUGAUCCAGAGCUUGCUGGAUGAGUUCUGGAAGAGUCCGCCGGUCCUGAUGUCGGGCGCGCCCGCCUUCCCUUUCAUGUACAAACCUCCGUACCCCGCGCAGAAUUUUCAUUUCGUCCCCGCCUUCCCGAGCCAGGACCCCCAGCGGCCCGUCGUCCCCGCCCCUCUCCCACCGCCCCCGGGGUCGGAGUUACAGCAGGCGCCGUGCCGCGCCCCGGCCUACGGGCUGAUCACGGACCUCCCGCUGCCCGUCCCCAUGGCCGACUCUCAGACUGGACUGAACGGACACAUGUACAAGAUGCCUGAAAUCCCAGACACAUUUCCAGAACUUUCUGAGAUGAGUGUGUCUCAGCUGAAGGACAUGAGCGAUAGUGAGGACGUGCUGCUGGAGUAUUUCGUAUGUCUCCCUCAGCUCAAGCAGGUCUCCAGCGAUAAAGAGGACCUGGUGAACACCAUCGUCACUGUGGCCAAAAAGAAUCUGCAGCUGGAGCCUCAGCUGGAUGGGAAGAGACAGGAGAUGCUGUACAAAUAUGAGCAGCUGACCCAGAUGAAGUCAACGUUCCAGACAAAAAUGCAGAGACAGCAUGAGCUCAGUGAGAGCUGCAGCCUGAGUACCCUGCAGGCAAGGUUAAAGGUCGCGGCCCACCAGGCCGAGGAGGAGUCUGAGGAAACGGCAGAGAACUUUCUGGAAGGAAAGAUGGAGAUCGAUGACUUUCUCACCAGCUUCAUGGAGAAGAGGACGCUUUGCCACAGCAGAAGAGCUAAAGAAGAAAAACUGCAGCAGACCAUCGCGGUGCACGGACCGUUCCCUUCUGCACACUAGGCUCACUACUGUUUUUUUUGUUCCCAGGUUUCGGCACUACGGCAGAACGCUCAGCCUCACGACAAAGACCAAGCAACGCAGAUCCAAAGUUCUCCUGCUCCCGACCGGGCCUCAGCCGAGGGGCAGAGCGUGACGGGCGCGAGCUGAUGCCGAAUUUCCUGAUUAACGAAACGCAAGCGACAGUGUUGUACGAGCGCUUGGUGUCCUGGAUGGGCUUCAGCGAGGUUGUAGCAGGCUGUAAUUCAGAGUAUUAGGCAGUGGGGUUCGAGGUCUCAUUAGCACACACUUUGAAUAGUGACGAGGGGUUUCUUUGGGUUUGGACCGCACUUGCACUUGAUGGAGAAUCUGAAAUUUGCUGAUGCUGCCAGAUACACCAGAAAAAAAACAUUACUGUAUUUAAUAAUGUUGAUAAUAGGCUUUAUUAUAAUCAGACAUUGUAUUAUAAGUUUAUUUAAUUUGAUAGGCUAAUAAAAUAUUUCCAAUAAUCA
Molecule: messenger RNA, 1825 nt
Organism: Clarias gariepinus (North African catfish)
Lineage: Eukaryota; Metazoa; Chordata; Actinopteri; Siluriformes; Clariidae
Gene: vps37a
Product: VPS37A subunit of ESCRT-I
Exons: 13
Coding region: 186-1337 (383 amino acids)
Biological process (GO): protein targeting to vacuole; protein targeting to membrane; ubiquitin-dependent protein catabolic process via the multivesicular body sorting pathway
Cellular component (GO): ESCRT I complex
Source: RefSeq, a predicted model, not a curated record